Messenger RNA from Kwoniella shivajii, 3795 nucleotides. RefSeq lists its product as uncharacterized. Lineage: Eukaryota; Fungi; Basidiomycota; Tremellomycetes; Tremellales; Cryptococcaceae. Gene Ontology annotation, biological process: transmembrane transport. The transcript has 5 exons. Gene Ontology annotation, cellular component: vacuolar membrane. Gene Ontology annotation, molecular function: ATP binding; ABC-type transporter activity; ATP hydrolysis activity. The record is from RefSeq and is a predicted model, not a curated record. Bases 1 to 3795 code for a protein of 1264 amino acids.
AUGGCAGCAGGGUUUCUUACACCUAUACAUUACCUAACACCUUUCCUCCUUCUCAUACCAUUAAUAUUCAUCCUUCUCCCUAAACCGGGCUCGUUCCCUGAAUUACCAGGUAUUAGACCUAUCACCAUACGUCGAGUGACACCUCGUCGAUCAACGAUAUCAACCUCACUCCUCUUACUUGCCCUUUUGUCAUUCGGCGAUAUCAUCAUUUUGGUAGCGGAUUUACUUACGGCUAGGACAAGACAUGGUCAAGAUAUACCACCUCAUCUCAAAGGAGGUCAACUAGGUGGUGAAGUGAUUUAUACCUUAGGUGGAUUGAUCGUAUGGGGUCUGACAUUGGCUGCGGCUUGGUGGAGAGAUAGAUGGUCUGGAAGAAGUUUGGUUAUACUUGGUAUCCUCGCUUUGGGCAUGGAAAUUCCAAAUUUGGUUGGGUUGGUCAUGAGAGAAAUACGUACUGACGGCUACGAUAAAAUAUUCACUAUUCUCUCACUUGUACCUUCAUCUUCUCGAUUACUCAUCUUACCAAUCUUCUUAUUCGCCGCUUCAUCCCCUCGAGUAUCUUUCGAACCGGCGGAUGAGCAAACUGGGCUUCUCAGCGAGAACACAGAUGGUCGGAUUGACCCUAACUCCGCAUCUGAAUAUGGUACAUUCGAUACAGAUUCACAGGAUCAAGAUCAAGACCAAGAUCAAAAUAAGUCAACAGCUGCACCUACCAAUGCCCCUUCAACCCCCACUCCAGCUCAAGGUACAACUAACAACGCCACCGCCACCACUGAGACUGCUACCGCAGCUGCUCAACCUAAGAAAAUCAAGAUCACCAAGAAGCUAGGCGGUAAACGAGAAGAGAAAAAAGAACUUUCCUUCAAAGAGGCUUGGCCAAAAUUUAAGUUGCUGAUUCCAAGAUUAUGGCCAUCCACUUCCAUCAAACUUCAAUUCUUCGUUGGGAUGACCGGAGUCAUGAUUUUCAUCGAUAGAGUCUUGACUCCUUUAGCACCUAUCUCAAUGGGUUUCUUAGUUCGAGCUUUAACAGAAAGAAAUUCCGUUGAUAUCUGGAAAUGGCUCGGUGUUUACUUGAUCUUAAGAUUACUCAACGCUUAUGGAAUCCUCAGUGCCAUUCAGCAAGCGUUUUGGAUCCCUGUCGUCCAAUAUACAGAUAGGGAAAUGCAGAUGCUCUGUUUCCACCAUUUACUUGAUCUUUCCCUGGCCUAUCACACCAAGAGAAAUACAGGUGAAGUCAUUAGAAUCAUAGAAAGAGGUUCAGCAAUAAACGAGUUAUUCAGAACUGUCCUGUUCAGUGUGAUACCAACUUUCGCAGAUAUCAUCAUUGGAUUCUCAGUGUUCAUCUGGCUAUUCGGACCCCUCAUGACCGGAUCAGUACUAUUGAUUAUGAUACCUUACAUGGUAUUUACAUUUUUCUCAACACAGUUCAGAAAAGCCUUGAGAAGACAAUACGUCGAAAGGGAUUUGGAACAACGUGGAAUCGUUUCAGACGUCUUGAACAAUUGGGAAAGUGUCAAGUACUUCACAGCUGAAGGUAGAGAAUUCGACAGAUUCAAAGAAGCCGUUGCGAGCGUACAAGAAGUUGAUUAUAAAUGGACAAUGGGAUAUCAAGCUAUCUACGCCGUCCAAUCUUUACUCCUCACACUUGGUUUCGCUGUUGGAUCAAUCAUCAUAGCUUGGAAUAUCAUGCGUGGUAAAGGUGAUGCUGCUCUAUUCGUUAUCUUCAUCCAAUAUUACGGUUCAUUCACUUCACCUCUCAAUCAACUGUCCGGUCUUUACAGAUCAAUCUCAACGGAUAUCACCGACUCUGAAAAAAUGUUAAAUCUCUUAGCUGAAAAAACGGAAAUCAAGGACGAUCCUGACGCAGAAGAAUUAGAGGUGACAGAUGGAGUCAUCGAAUUUGACAAUGUCUGCUUCUCAUAUGACGGUAAAGUCGAAGCAUUGAAAAACGUUUCAUUUAAGGUUGGCAAAGGAGAAUCAAUGGCUUUAGUGGGUGAAACUGGAUCAGGUAAAUCAACUAUAUUAAGAUUGAUCUAUAGAUUCUAUGAUGUUACAUCAGGAAAAAUCUUGAUUGAUGGACAGGAUAUUUCUAAAGUAACUCAAAUCUCAUUAAGAAAUGCAAUUGGAAUUGUACCUCAAGAUUCAGUUCUAUGGAAUGAUACGAUAGGUGCCAAUAUAGCAUACGGUAAACCAGAUUCGACAGAUGAAGAAAUUAUUCAAGCUGCUCAAGCUGGAAAAAUGCAUGAUAAAAUAAUGAAUUUUGAUGAAGGCUAUGAUACUGUUGUAGGUGAAAGAGGUGUAAGAUUAAGUGGUGGUGAAAAACAAAGAGUCAGUUUGGCAAGAAUGUUUCUGAAAUCUCCUGCUAUUUUGGUACUGGACGAAGCUACUUCAGCUCUGGACACUGAAACAGAACGAGAAAUUCAGAAAUCCCUCUCAGCAUUGGCAAAAGGCAGAAGCUCACUUUCUAUCGCUCAUCGACUGUCCACGAUUAUAAACUCGGAUAGAAUCGUUGUUAUGAAGAACGGUGAAAUUUUGGAAAGCGGUGGAUACAAAGAAUUGGUUGAUAAAAACGGGGCUUUCGCAAGGAUGUGGAAACGACAAAUCUAUACUGAAGCUGAAUUACUCGAAGAUGACGAUGUCGAAAAAAUCGCCAAUACACUCCCAACAGCUGAUGACUUCAGACAACGAGCUCAUUCACACGCCGAUGGCAAGAAGUCCGAUACAAAGAAUGAUCAAGAUGGACCGAAUGAUGGUGAUACUGAAAAACCAAUUUCUGCCGAAUCCUCUGCGUCUACUGCUAGUCCUCCAGACAACCAUAAGUCGCCUGAUUUCAUUGAUCUCAACGACAAGCAGGAAGAAAUCUCGACAGGUUUCACACUUGAUGCUCCUCCUCCUCCUCCUCCAAUUGUCGAAGAUCCCAAGGCUACAUCUUUCGCCGAUGCUGUGAAAUCUGCCCCUGAACCUGAACCUGAACCAUCCCCCUACCCCUCUACUGAGGAUCAAGCUGAUACGAAAGAUGGUCUCGAGAUUACCCCUGAACAUGUCGAAUUGACCAGCGGCGCUACUGGACCAUCCUCUGUAUUAGAAGCUCAAGAUCCCAUGAUCGCUGCUGGACCAGUUGGAGCUCAUGAUGAUACCCUCGCUCCUACUUUCUCUUCUGACAAGGAAGAACACAAAGUUCAAAAGACGACCAACCCCACCAUUGAAAUCCCUUCAGUCCCCGAACCAACUGCGUCCACUAAGAGAGUUGAGGUUACCGAUACAACAACAUCUUUGAACUCCCCUCAAGAUUCAAAUGACAAAGAAACUACUACCGACACAGUCUCACCAGGUAAAUCAUUCCCUAUCGAAUCACCUAAACCAUCUACUUCACCCACAGUGCCAUUCCCAAGUUCCGUUUCGAACAAAAGAUUCUCGACUAUAUCCAAUUCGCCUUCGGUAUCUUCUGCUUUAUCGUCUAACGGUACAAUCGAAGCAUCCGGAUCUUCACCGUCAAGAUCAGAUGGGCAAUCACUAGGAGGAGGAGAUAAAGACAAAUCCGACAAGAAACGUAAUCGAUUAAGUUCAAUCAAAGGUUUUGUGAGAAGAAUUUCGGAUCAAGGUUUGACUAGAUCGCCAAGUGGAUUGAGAUCACCUGCAUCAGAAGAUUUACCACCAAUAUCGAAUGCCAACGAGAAUGAGAAUACCCCACUGAUAGGAAAUAACCAAUCUCAAGAAGAGAGAGAAAGAAAGAUUUCUACUCACGGAUCUAUCAAUGACAAGAAGAAGAAAAAGAAGAAGCAAGGUAAACAUUAA